GUUUGACAAUUAACAUUUCAUCGAUCUCAUCACGUCAUAAAACGAUUCUCUUUUUGUAAAUACAUCGGUGUUUUUCUAAAAUUUCCAGUUUGUUUAAAACAUUUAAAUCGGAAAAAUAAUUGUUAAAAAUUUCCUUUAUGUAAGUAUACAGAUCUUGCAACAAAAAAAUCUUAAAACGACGAAAAAGACAUGGACAUAAAUAAUGUAGUAGACCUGAGUGGUAAACUCAUUAUAAAAGUUCAACUUGGCGAUGAUAUCCGUCGAAUUCCAAUACAUAACGAAGCAAUAACUUAUGACGAAUUGGUACUGAUGAUGCAAAGAGUUUUUCGCGGGAAAUUAACUUCAACGGAUGACGUUACAAUUAAAUAUAAAGAUGAAGAUGGUGACCUAAUUACUAUAUUUGAUAGUUCAGACUUAUCGUUUGCUAUACAAUGCAGCAGAAUUUUAAAAUUACACAUUCUUAUGAAUAAUGAUAUGCAGUGUGAUACUUCAUCAAGUGGUACAUUAAAACCCACUGAAUUGGCUGAUAUUAAAGUGCAAUUACGUAGUAUCAGAAAUCAAGUAAAUAGAUUACUAGACGCUUUGGAUCAUAAUCCAGUUCCUAGUCAAACUGAACCAAGUAUAGAAGGAGAGUCAGAGAAGGUUCCAACAAAUGGGCCCUCUACGAACGUUGUAAGCAAAGUAAAUUCAAGCGAAUUUGACCCGUUGCAAGAUAAAAAGCAGCAACAGCAAAAUCAAGAUUCUUCGAACAAAAAUGAUCAAGUAAAUUCAUCUUCGUCGGUUAUCAGCCAUGGUGAAAAUGAAAAUCGUCCACAAUCUGUACCGGUGAGACCGACUCCAACGCCUCCAGUUGCGCCCGCAUUGGGAGCUCCCAGCAAUCAAUAUAUUAGAACUCCAACAACGGGGUACCCUCAAGCUACAUAUGCUAACAUGCCAUAUCCAACCCAACAGUACCCAACAUACUCAAAUGCAGGAUAUGUUCAAUCCGAUCAACCCCAAAUGCCAAAUACAAACACUUAUGGUUAUACUCAACCGGGAAUGCCUUAUACAACUCAACAACAACAAUAUAACCAAUCAGGAGUUGUACCUCCAAUUUUUCCUGGGCAAACCCAAGGAAAUCCGUAUUCAAAGACAUACAACCAACAACCUCAUCAAGGUUAUAUGCCCCGUUAAUUAUAUUUUAUUGAUUAUUAACAUCCGCCAUAUUUCCUUAUUUCUUUAUAUUUCUUUGUUAAACUUAAAAGUUGAGGUAUAAUAUUGUGACUUUUCUUUGAUUAAUUAUUAUUAUUCAAUAAAAAAUAUUAUUUUUCUUCUAAAA
This is a messenger RNA of Onthophagus taurus, 1318 nucleotides long. RefSeq names its product protein TFG. Gene Ontology annotation, molecular function: identical protein binding. The record is from RefSeq and is a predicted model, not a curated record. Gene Ontology annotation, cellular component: endoplasmic reticulum exit site. NCBI's taxonomy places the organism in Eukaryota, Metazoa, Arthropoda, Insecta, Coleoptera, Scarabaeidae. Gene Ontology annotation, biological process: endoplasmic reticulum to Golgi vesicle-mediated transport; COPII vesicle coat assembly.